UGCGCCGUGCCGGACAAGAUGGCGGCGCCCGUGGAUCUGGAGCUCAAGAAGGCGUUCUCGGAGCUGCAGGCCAAGGUGAUGGACACGCAGCAGAAGGUGAAGCUGGCCGACCUGCAGAUCGAGCAGCUCACCAAGACCAAGAAGCACGCGCACCUCACCGACACGGAGGUGAUGAUGCUGGUGGACGAGACCCGCAUGUACGAGGGCGUGGGGCGGAUGUUUAUUCUUCAGCCUAAAGGAGUGAUUCAUAAUCAGCUCUUAGAAAAACAGAGAAUAGCUGAAGAGAAGAUUAAAGAGUUAGAGAAAUUGAGUCUGUCUCCCUCACACACCAGCAUGGGACACGUCCUGCUUUGCAGGAGCCAUUGGAUUUUUCCAGUCCUGAUACUAUCAAAUUCUUGUUGUGUUUCACGGUACAAGGGGUAUGUGUUAAAUCUAUUUUGAAAGCAUUCUAAAGGGAUGAGCACAGACUCUUUUUAGCUCAGCAAUGUUUGUGCAGUAUUAGGAGAAAAACCAAGUAAUGUUUUUCUUCCCUUGUUUUUAAGGAAACAUGAUAUGUGAGGGGUGGAACAAUGCUUUGUUUCAGGAAAUGUUAUCCGUUUCCAUUGUAGGGCUAGAUGGAUUCUGUUUUUAAAUGUGGCAUUUUAAAAAGAACAAACUAUGAUGUUAUAAAGACAUGGAAAAUUGAUUCUUCAUUAGGGGUGGAGAAGGUGAUUAUCACUGUGUGCUUUCUCUGAUAAUAUCUGAUAGUCCCCUUCUCUCCUGCUAUAUUCAGCUUGUUUAGUUGUCAGGCGUUGUCAGACUAAAUUGCUAAAAAUAACAAAUAAGGGGGAGGCUCUGCUGGGCAGCUCCGUCUGCUGUGUGCCACUGAAUUUAGCUCCUUCGGGAAAAGGGCAAAAGCAACCUGCAGCUUUCUGAGUGAAUUGGAUUUUGGUUUUAAACUCUGACCACAACAUAGCUGUGUGCUAGUUUCCCAGGCAAUUCUUUCACAUGCCUGUGGGAGACUGAAAGUUUACUGCUGCUGAGAUAAGGGGUUGGUUGGUUUCUUCUCUGGCUGCCUGGAGUAGAAAAUAUAAUUAAGAAAGCUGUACCUAAAGGCUUGGUUUCUAAUUCAGAAAUCCUUCAUGUGAGCCCUAAAACACCAUGUCCAAUUCGCCUAUCUCAUGCAGAAAAUGUCUUUGCUCUCCUUCCUGGUGGAGGAAGGAACACACUGUGCUCUCAAACACUGCAGUGCUCCAUGUUUGAAGCCUCAGGUGAUGUUUGCAAAGCUGGUGAAGUUACACAGUGACUGCACUGAAAUGCCUUAAGGUGAUCACUGACUUCUUCCCUGGUGUUGCCUGAGCAGAGUGGCUUGCAUUUCUCUAAUCUUCUUUUUCUGGGAGCUUUAAAAUGGCUUUGCUGCAGCCCUGAGGCAGACUGGUGGUGCUCCCCCCGUGAUGAGUCGGCUCUGACAGUUACCACAGCAGUGUUUUCUUCCCCUAUGGGAACAAAGAUUUGGGCAGGUGAGGUGUGGCUGGGGAGAAGCCCUGGAGCCUGGGGCAGGUAUGGCUGGGAUGGAUGGACCUGCUCCGUGUGGCCCUGACGUGCUCCGGUGGCAACUCCAUUCUGUACUGAAACCCUCAGCAUGGAGGCCAGUUCUGUGGGUGGCUUUAACGAUGUGAAAACAAGUCUCUUGAGAUCUGUGGUGCUCUUUGCAGACCACGAAGAGCUCAUCAGAAGGUAGCAAUUGUUAGGCUGUUCCCAAGUUAGACCAGUUUCUUGCAGGGAUUUACAGCGCAGAAGUUCUCGUCACAUGGUUUGCUUGGGGUAGGCCAGUGCCCAGGAAUGUGUGGUGGGCUUUUUAACUAAACAGGGGGACAUAAAGAAUGCUCCUGUUUGCUUUGGAGAGGGGAAGCCUCAAGAAUAACUCUCUGUGCAUUAGCCUGGAGCAGAUUCUAUCUUGGAGGAGGGUGCUGUUCCCUCAUUCCAUUGCUGGCAUGUGUGCACGUAGCAGGGGCAGGAUUUUAAACACAGGUUGUCACUGAAGUUGCUCUUUGUUUGUUUCCCUGUGUGUGCAUAGGUAAGGUGAGUCUCUCUGCUUGCUGUAGAGUGAUGCAGGCCACCUAAUGUGGGGACAGGUGGAGUGUGGAAGUGAUUUGACUGUGUAGGAUUAGCAUUUGGGCUUGCGUGGACAUUUUAGGAGGAAGCUGUGGGAUCUCUACCAAUGAUGGAUGUUAGGGUGAAGAUGAGGUGCAGAGCCUCCACAGAGCCUUGGUGGGGACCAGGGCAGGCAGUACCCAGCAUCUUGCACGGCUUUGGGUGUUGGUGGCAGCUGUGGCUGUCUGGGCAGGUCCUUCUGGACACACAUUUGGACUUGGUGACGUUCCUGGGAAAUGUGUUUCAUCUUGACUCUUGGCUGGUGUCAUCCCACGUCUGAGUCUGUGCCCUCACUGAGGGUUUGCUCCUGUGUUUCAGGCUGCAAAGCUGCAGGCUUAACUUGCUUUUUGAGGACAUGGGUGGUCCAGCUGCCUGCCUGUCAGCUGUGGAGCAUCCAGAGGCACUCCCGUGGGAGAGCAGAGCCCAGGCUGCAUGGGCAGAGCUGUUAGCAGCAGUCUGCCCUCCAUCAGAGCCUUGUUUUGAAGAAGGGAGUAGCCAAAACUCAUUUUUUUUUCCCCCUAUAGGUCUGGCUGUCUUACAGGGAGGAGAAUCUGUGUUCUCAUUGCUGAUUUUUGAAAUUAAAACUACUCUGAGCAAUGAGGAAAAUAGGCUUCAAAAUGACAAAACAUUGAGGAGAUUGAGAGUGUAAUGGACACAGAGCACAAAAUCCUGCUUUGUGGAGAGGCCCUCUGACACUGGACUGGGGCCACACAAUUUAAGGUAAAUACUGGAGGAAUUGGGGCAUAGCUAAUGUUGCUCUAAUUCUUUCUGUUCCCUAAACUGACUCUGCUGAUGGUUACAUGAAGAACAGGCCUUCACAGCUGUGAGGAAUCAUUCACUUCACUUGCUUUUUAAUGUUUAAAGCCUCAAGGCCUGUCUUGUUUGUCAAAAAUGAGGGUGGCAAAAGGAUUGUAUUCUUACAGCUGAACUUGGUGGGUGUUUCUCUGUUGUGUGACUGUCACCUUUCAUCACAGACAGAUGGAAAUCAGCUGUAUGCAGCCAGCACCUUGCAGAUUUUAAAGGCAGCAAGUGCUCCUCAGCGUCUGCAGGGAAGGAGGUGGAUUUGUUUAAAAGCUGGCUCUUAGUCCUAUGUUAAAUUUGUUAGAUAAAGAUCAAAUAACAGUAUGUUCUGCUUUGAAAAUUGUGUAAGAAGCUUGUCAUGUGUUAAAUAGUGCACAAGUCACUGGUUGCAAAACAUGAUGUUGGAAUCUUAGAGGCACAUGGGAAAGAAAUUCUCACAUUUCAAAGGGGAGAAGGUGGAGGGGUCAUCUGCCACCUUAGGCCUGGGAUGGCUUGUAAAAACUAAUGUCUCACCACAUUUUUGUGCAGAAUGGUUGUGGGUAAUGCUGAUUUGAGUGCAAUGACGUGUAUUUAUAUCAUCACAUGUGUGUGGGUAUGCAGUGGCAAGGCUGGAUCUCUCAUUUGGAGCAGUCAUUCACUGCAACAGGUUUUCAAACUCCCAGAUUUUUGCAAACAGUUGUUUAAUUAGUAAUUCUUUGUUAGUCUUCCCUAUGUUGCAGACUGCAAAGUAAGCACACAAACCAGCUGAGAGGGCAAAGGCUUUGUGAAGGAAGAACUGGAAUUUGAUGACUUUGCUUUCGCUGUUCCUACCUUUAUUUUUAGGUGAAUAAUUCAGAUUUUAAAAGCAAGAGAGUAAUGACGUGGGGUUGUUUGUUUCCUUUUAAGUCCUUUAGAGGCUAGUUAUAGACAUGCUUUCAAAAUAAAGGCAUCUCAGAACGUGUUAUAGGGCUUUUUUGGGGGGGAGGGGAUUACUCUUGAUUAAAAAAAACCCAAUAACCUAACAGAGAAAACUUCUCAAACAACUCUUGCCAGUUCACUCACAUUCCUUUGUAAUUCAGAGGAAAGUGAAACACAUUGUGCAUUAAUAAAAUCCCACUUCUGUUGCUGUGUCUGAAUGGUUUUGUCCAUCCAGGAACCUACAUUUAGUCAUCUGAGCCUGAAAACAUCUCUUGUUUCCUCUGAUUAGCAUUAAGCUGCCUUUAUGGUUACACUGAAAUCAUUUUAACACCAAGUUGGUUGAUAAGUGUCAUUUUGGAGCAGGGUCUGAUUCAUUGUCAAAGCUCUCCUUUGUGCUUAUGGCUGCAGAAGUAUCCAAAGCAAUGGGCUGAGCUGGAUGUGGGUCCCUCUCCAAAUUCCUCCUUGCAUGAGUAAUAAUUAGUCACAAACCCAGUACUGCUGUCCCUGCCUUAGUCACCAGGCCCCUGCAGUGGCUCCUGGCUGCUUUAUGCCAAGCAGCUCUGGGGAGGGGGAUUAUCUGUGCCCGAUAAACCUCCAUCCUGCUUCCAUCUCCUCCUCCAUCUCGCCUGGGGAGAACAGGAAAUGAUUAUUUGGAGAGCGUGCUGCUGCCUGUUGGAGGCCUGACCCAGCCCUGAGUCAGCUGUACAAAGCCACACCUUGCUGCCAGGUAUUCGGGGCAGCCCUCACUCACGUCACACUUCCUGCUGUCCCCACUGCCUGGGUCACCCCCUGCUCCAUCCCUCA
Messenger RNA from Sturnus vulgaris (Common starling), 4635 nucleotides. NCBI's taxonomy places the organism in Eukaryota, Metazoa, Chordata, Aves, Passeriformes, Sturnidae. The record is from RefSeq and is a predicted model, not a curated record.